This is a messenger RNA of Lachancea sp. 'fantastica', 1494 nucleotides long. Lineage: Eukaryota; Fungi; Ascomycota; Saccharomycetes; Saccharomycetales; Saccharomycetaceae. The record is from the annotation of a GenBank genome assembly.
AUGAUAAGACAACUUGUGUUAGCAAAGAGAGCAUUUUCGGAUGUUCCUGUUACUUUCUUUCAUCCAACAGUCUAUGCAUUGUCCACUUCUUUGGCCCACAAGUCUGCAGUCGCCGUAGUCAGAGUCACUGGCACGCAUUCGAAAUACAUAUUUCAACAACUCACUGGAUCUAAAAAGGAUCCAAUAGAUAGAAGAGCGUCGCUGCGAACUUUGUAUGAUGUGACCCCCGAGACAAAGAACUUUUUGGACUCAUCGAUUGUCAUAUACUUCGCUGGUCCCAAAUCUUUCACUGGUGAAGAUAUGUUGGAACUGCAUCUUCACGGUGGUAAGGCCGUGGUGAAAAGUGUGCUGAAGGCAAUUGAACGUGCUGGUAAUAAGCAGGUUGGAAAAGAUGUGAGAUACGCUUUACCAGGCGAAUUCUCGCAGCGAGCUUUCCAAAACGGUUGCAUGGAUCUAACCGAAGUGGAAGGUGUUGCGGAUCUUAUCGACGCUGAAACAGAGACCCAGCGUCAAAGUGCUGUCACUGGCAUGAUGGGGAAAAAUAAGGAGGUGUUUGAACGCUGGCGAAGCUCAAUCGUAUCUAAUAUUGCACAACUCACAGCAAUCAUAGAUUUCGGGGAUGACGCUGAAAUAAACGACAUAGACACCAUACUGCGAUCCUGCGCACAAGAAAUGCGCGCCUUGGGAACUGAGAUCAAGCGUUUUCUCGAGAAAGUAGACCGCUCGAGCAUUUUACAGACAGGUAUAAAAGUGGCGCUUCUGGGAUCGCCAAACGCAGGUAAAUCGUCUCUGUUGAACUGUAUCACAAACGAUGACACUUCAAUUGUCAGCGAUAUACCAGGAACGACAAGAGAUAGCAUAGACGUACCACUCGACAUCGGUGGUUUUAAAGUUGUCCUCUGCGACACAGCGGGAAUAAGAGGAACAAGCAAAGACCAAAUCGAGUUGGAAGGCAUUAGAAGAGCAAAGGCGAAAGCUGCUGAAAGCGACAUAAUGAUAUUGGUCGUUGAUGCCACGUCUAACGAAAUUCUUACGCCAGAAUUGUGUGACCUAGUAAGAUCACAGCUAUCGCUCAAAGAGGUCAUUAUCGUGAUAAACAAGUCAGACGCGGUAGACUCGCGAACAAUCACAGAAGCGAGACGAAAAGUGGAGACGCUUCUGGGAGAUCAAUUGAACAUAAAAACCGUUUCGUGUCAUGAAUAUGAAGGGAUCAAGGGCCUGAUAGAAAAUCUUUCGGGAAGGUUUAGAAAAGUUGCAGACCUGACCCAAGAUGCGGAUCCUAUUGCAGUUUCCAAGCGUGUUCAGGAUAUUCUGAAUAGAGACGUGAUUGGAGGCAUCGAAGAUUUCCUUGCCACAACAGAGCUGGGUGAUGUAGUGAUGGCUUCGGAAAGCCUGGGAAGUGCAGCUGAGGGUGUUGGGAAAAUAAGUGGGCGAUCUGUGGGCGUAGAGGAGGUUUUAGGUGUGGUUUUCUCCCGGUUUUGUGUGGGCAAGUGA